GUGAUCGAUUCUUUGCUGCAAACUCACCAAACUGAACUAAAUUUCAAACAGUGUCUUAGCAUGUAGGAGUACCUUGCAGUUAAACUCCAGCACACGAUCAGGUUGCCGCCGGUUUCCUCGUAAGGCUGCCCUGAUUUUUCGGACAGGCCGGCUUCCCCCUGCAGAAGCAGCUGCUCUGUUCCUCCUCCACCCAUCCAAAAAAUGCCAGAGAAAAAUAAAUCUGACGGAAGGAGGAAACGGAAAAGGCAGAACGACAUACUAUUACCCUGCGCCCGUCUUCUUCGCAAGGCGAGGCGCACAUUCCGUCGUCUCCAUUGGCGCGCGCUCCACGUUUGCUUCCAUCGGUCUGCCGUGCCAAUGCCGUUGUGAGAGCCUGGCUGCCGACCGCGCCGACGCGCCGGAUGCGAUUCUUGCUUCUCUAGGGGGUCCCAGCUCGGAACGCGUCGGCAUCGGUGACGACUCAGUUCGACGCGCGGCUUUAAGAUGCCGCGCGUUCGUCUCCUGGAAUCGGCCGAGCGCUUGGCCUCCGCGCCCGCCGGGGGUCCGCCGCCGCCCCCGCCGAAGUCGUCAACCUCGCCGCCGCCGCCGCCGCCCUCAUCUCCUCCGCCGCCCAUACCGUCUCCGCCUCCUCCUUCACCCUCCGGUCAGAACAGCAGCAGUGCGACUUUCGAACAAUUUUUGGUAAAGGAUCCACCGAAGACGAGCGGAUCGCCUCCGCCGGGCAAGUCACCCACACCGUCCCCACCUCCUCCGGUUUCGCCCCCGCCCUCGCCCCCGCAGACAAGCCGGUCACCCUCACCCUCAUCUCCCCCGCCAUCUUCACCUCCCCAACGCUCGUCUCCGCCGCCUGCGUCACCGACACCACCCGAGGCAUCGACAUCGGCGUCGCCGCCACCUUCGCAACCAGAGAUCCCCGCACCGGCCACCCCGACCCCUCCGUCUCCCUCCGGUGCGGCGUCGGCUUCACCUGGGACGCGCUUUUCUUUGCCGGCCACCACCAGAGGUCAGACGCCGCCAGCUCCAGGGACCCCGUCCCCUCCCUCCACAUCACAAUUGCUGCCUUCGGGCGUGACAGUGAUUAUGCCGGCCUCGGGACCUCCUGCCGGCACGUGGCAGAGCCCUCCACAUACCAAACCCACGGCCGCGAGUCCACCUCCACCGCCCUUGGCACCUCCAUCGGGAGGUUCGGCUAUCACCGUGCCAAACGGGGUGCUCGUCGGGGUCGCCGUGGGCGGGUUCCUCAUGGCAUUGGCCUCGCUCUUCAUGGUGGCGUGCGUCACCAACCGGGAGAACAACGACAAACGGCGUCCACCCAUGCCCAUGCGCAAGAGGACCGUCGUGGUGCCGGCGCGUGGCGUGGCGUCGCCGGAGUACGUGUCGAGCGGGCCGGCGGCGCCGUCGCCGAGCGAGACGGGCUCGUACGACUUCUCCGGGUCCAAGUCGUGGUUCACGUACGACGAGCUGGCGGGCAUCACGGGCGGGUUCUCGGCGGAGAACGUCAUCGGCGAGGGCGGGUUCGGGAAGGUGUACAUGGGCGCGCUGGGCGACGGACGGCGCGUGGCGGUGAAGCAGCUCAAGGUGGGCGGCGGGCAAGGGGAGAAGGAGUUCCGCGCAGAGGUGGAGAUCAUCAGCCGCAUCCACCACAGGCACCUCGUCACGCUCGUCGGCUACUGCGUCACCGAGAACCACCGCCUCCUCGUCUACGAGUUCGUCUGCAACAACACGCUCGAGCACCACCUGCACGGGAAAGGACGGCCCGUGAUGGAUUGGCCGAAGCGGAUGAAGAUCGCGAUCGGAUCGGCCCGUGGAUUGACAUACUUGCACCAAGACUGCCAUCCUAGGAUUAUACAUCGGGACAUCAAGUCGGCCAACAUUCUCAUGGAUGACGCCUUCGAGGCGAAGGUUGCAGAUUUUGGUCUUGCUAAGCUGACCAAUGAUUCUAUGACUCAUGUCUCCACGCGCGUGAUGGGUACAUUCGGGUACAUGGCACCCGAAUACGCAUCAAGCGGGAAGCUGACCGACAGAUCCGACGUGUUUUCGUUCGGGGUGGUGCUCUUGGAGCUUAUCACUGGGCGGAAGCCUGUAGAUUCGUCUCAACCCCUUGGAGAAGAAAGCUUAGUAGAAUGGGCUCGGCCUGUCCUCGUGGACGCCUUGGAGACGGACGACUUCAGGGAACUCGCUGACCCUGCGCUGGAGUGCAGGUACUCCAAGACCGAGAUGAGAAGGAUGGUGGAGUCAGCUGCCGCUUGCAUUAGGCACUCCGGCACCAAGAGACCGAAGAUGGUGCAGGUGUGGCGAUCUCUGGACGUGGACAGCAGCUCGACGGAUCUGACCAACGGCGUCAAGCUCGGGCAUAGCACGGCGUACGAGUCGGGCCAAUACUCGGAAGACAUCGAGCUCUUCCGGCGGAUGGCGUUCGGAAACGACCUCAACACCGCAGAGUACGGCUUCUCCGAGGAAGACGAGCAACAGAGGACAGCAGCCGGACGAUGAGACCCAUCGAAUCAGCAAACUCGGUUCGCCGGCCGGUCAAAUCCUGCUGCAAAGCUGCCUCGAACGCCAUCGGACACCGAACUCGGGUUAUACAUAUGGAAGGCAGAUCAGGAGCUGGCGUGGUCAAGCGCGCCGCGCUGCACGGAAGCGAUUCAGCUUGGAGGACAGUUUUCUAAGCUUGGUUGUCUGCGUUGUUGUGUGCAAAUGCAUGUACCUAUGGCUUCAAAUAGAGCAAAGCUUUGGCAUUUGCAGCUCAACCAUGACAACUUUCACCUA
This is a messenger RNA of Brachypodium distachyon (stiff brome), 2769 nucleotides long. RefSeq names its product proline-rich receptor-like protein kinase PERK13. The transcript is spliced from 7 exons. Gene Ontology annotation, biological process: protein phosphorylation. Gene Ontology annotation, molecular function: protein kinase activity; ATP binding. Lineage: Eukaryota; Viridiplantae; Streptophyta; Magnoliopsida; Poales; Poaceae. The coding region runs from base 484 to 2493 and encodes 669 amino acids. The record is from RefSeq and is a predicted model, not a curated record.